Messenger RNA from Paramecium sonneborni, 768 nucleotides. Lineage: Eukaryota; Ciliophora; Oligohymenophorea; Peniculida; Parameciidae. The record is from the annotation of a GenBank genome assembly.
AAAUAUUUAUUAUAUUUAGGAUGACUGAUACUAAAGGAUCAAUGGUGGCACCAUUAUCAAAAUAUAAAUUAGUAUUUUUAGGAGAUUAAUCUGUUGGGAAAACUUCAAUUAUAAAUAGAUUUAUGUUCGAUACAUUUGAUGGCAAAGAUCAUGUAAUUGAGUUUGAAUAUUGAAGCCUACAGUUGGAAUUGAUUUUAUUUCCAAGACCCUCUACUAUGAGGAUAGAACAAUUCGUUUGUAAUUAUGGGAUACAGCAGGAUAAGAGAGAUUCAGAUCCCUUAUACCAAGCUAUAUUAGAGAUAGUGCAGUUGCUGUAGUUUGUUAUGAUGUUGAAGGUAUAUUAUGAUAAUAUUAAGUUAAAUAAUCAUUUGAUAGUGUUGUUAAAUGGAUUGAAGAUGUACGUCUAGAAAGAGGAACCGAUGUAAUAAUCUUUUUAGUGGCAAACAAAAUUGAUCUUGAAAAUAGGUAAUUCAUUAUAUACUAAUUGUUAGAGUUGUAUCUACAGAAUUAGGGGCAACAUUAGCUAAAGAAUAAGAUGCUCAUUUUAUUGAAGUUAGUGCUAAAUCAGGAAGCAAUGUUGAAUUACUAUUUAAAUAAAUAGCAGCUACUCUCCCAGGUACUGAAACAUCUUAAAUGGUUAAUUCUGUUGUUAACAAUCCUACUUAACGUAUUAUAUUAUAUUUAUUGAUAGCUAAUAAUGUAAAAUUAGACAACCCAUAAAAUUAAGAUUAGGAAAAAAAUGAUCGAAAGUCAUGUUGUUGAUUUCCU